Molecule: messenger RNA, 368 nt
Organism: Strongylus vulgaris
Lineage: Eukaryota; Metazoa; Nematoda; Chromadorea; Rhabditida; Strongylidae
Source: the annotation of a GenBank genome assembly
AUGCCCGACUACAAGGCUAAGAACUUUUUCCUAGCUUUGGGCACCUUGCUGUUCGCGUAUGGUGGCCAUUCUGCUUUUCCCACAAUCCAACAUGACAUGAAGAAUCCGGCAGAAUUCACAAAAUCUGUCAUUUUGGCGUUCACAAGUGGAUCAACAUUGACAUUAACAUCCGUAAUUUUACCAUGUUUGUUCUAUCUAUACCUCAACGCUCGACAAGAAAGGGAAAAAGAUUUGGGAAAGAAAGAUGAUAGUCCUGCAACAUUGAAAGAAGUUUUCAAAUACAAUUCAAGAGCGACGCUCAUUGCCUGUAUUUCCAUCAUUGGUAAGACACCGCAUUUCAAAUUUUCAAAAAUACUUGUUAAGUGACC